AAAAAACUUUCAUGCAGUACAAACACCACUCUUGCUGAAGUAAGCUCAACCCAAAUUAUACUCUCUCUUGCGAAGAUAGAGAGGCAGAUCAAAGAGUUUUUCUGCUAUAGGUUUUAUUGAACUGAAGAAAAAAGAUGAAGGUGGCCGCUAAGGAGGAGGAAUUGGGCCCACAUCCGGUGAAAGAUCAACUCCCCGGAGUCUUCUACUGUCUCAACAGCAGCCCUUCCUGGACGGAGUCUAUCAUCCUCGGGUUUCAGCACUAUCUGGUCAUGCUAGGGACUACUGUUAUCAUCCCCACGAUUAUUGUUCCCCAAAUGGGAGGCACUAAUAAAGAGAAAGCUGAAUUGGUACAAACUUUGCUCUUUGUUGCUGGGGUGAACACACUGCUGCAAACAUGGUUAGGAUCUCGCCUUCCUGUUGUGAUUGGUGGCUCGUACAGAUUCAUAAUUCCAGUCAUAUACGUGGCAUUAUCUGAUAGAUUCAAUUCAUAUUCUGAUCCUCGUGAGCGGUUUAAACAAACGAUGAGAGCGAUGCAAGGGGCUCUUAUUAUUGCAUCUAUUCUUCCCAUGUUAAUUGGAUUUCUGGGGCUAUGGAGAAUUAUUGUGAGGUUCUUGAGUCCUCUUUCUGCUGUUCCUUUGGUAACACUUGUCGGCUUUGGGCUGUAUGAACGUGGUUUCCCAUUGUUAGCAGAAUGUGUAGAGAUUGGGCUCCCAGAGAUUAUUUUCCUAAUAUUGCUUUCUCAGUAUGUUCCACAAUUGUCAAAGUGCAACCGGCCUGUAAUAGAUCGAUAUGCCGUGCUUAUAUCCGUGGGGAUAGUUUGGGCAUUUGCUGCACUGUUGACCGCAGUAGGGGCAUACAAACAUAGACCAGCUCAGACUCAGUUUAGUUGUCGUAUAGACCGCUCUGGGCUCAUUAGUGGUUCAACCUGGCUAAGAAUUCCACAUCCAUUGCAGUGGGGUACCCCAAUUGUUAAUGCUGGAGAAAUUAUUGUCAUGAUAGCAUCAGCUUUUGUUGCCCUAGUUGAGUCUACGGGGGCAUUUGUUGCAGCAGCAAGGUUUGGUAGUGCCACACAUCCACCACCUUCGGUUAUAAGCCGCGGUAUUGGCUGGUUGGGAAUGGGAAUUCUGUUUGAUGGUUUAUGGGGAACAGGCAUUGGAUCGACAGUGGCCGUUGAAAAUGUAGGUCUUCUUGCGUUGACACGAGUUGGGAGUAGAAGGGUGAUUCAGAUAUCAGCCAUUUUUAUGCUCUUCUUUUCUGUACUAGGAAAGUUUGGCGCUGUUGUUGCCUCCAUACCAUUACCGAUUGUUGGAGCCAUCUACUGUGUCUUGUUCCCUCUCAUGUCUUCUGGUGGGCUUGGUUUACUUCACUACUGCAACCUCAACAGCUUAAGGACAAAGUUCAUACUAGGAUUCUCAUUUUUCAUGGGACUUACGGUGCCACAAUACUUCAACAAUUAUGUCAUCACAACCCAUCAUGGUCCUGUACAAACUAGUUCCAUUUGGUUUAACAAAACGAUGCAAGUGGUCUUCACUUCCCCGGCAAUGGUGGCAGGUGUGGUGGCCAUGUUCUUGGAUGUGACACUGGGAAGAAAACAUUCCCAGAGCAAGAAAGACAAUGGAAGGUUGUGGUGGUCAAAGUUCAAGUACUUCAACAGAGAUCCUAGGAGUGCAGAGUUCUAUUCAUUGCCAUGCAAUCUUUCCAGAUACUUCCCUUCUGUGUAAAACCAUGAGGAGACCUUUCAUCUAUGUCUUCAUGCCGAUGGAUUGAUAUGCCAUCCAUGCCAUGAAGCUAGUACACAAAACAUUAUAUUGUAAUAUAAAGUAUAUAAACUAAUAUAGAAUUAUAAUUCUAUACCCUUCAAUGAAAUAUAAGAAAUUGACGUACAUAAUUGCAUUCUAAUGUAGAUAGUUAUGUUCAUAGAAGGUCUUUACAAAAGAAAUAAAC
Molecule: messenger RNA, 1944 nt
Organism: Cuscuta epithymum
Lineage: Eukaryota; Viridiplantae; Streptophyta; Magnoliopsida; Solanales; Convolvulaceae
Source: the annotation of a GenBank genome assembly